AUGUCGCUGUUUGCGGCUACUGGCGCCUUCUGGAACAAGUCAGAUACGCUGAAUGGGACCGGAGUCCAACAGGAGGAGGGCCGGAACUACAGCGCCCUGCUGUAUGCGUUGCUCAUCUUAGUGGUGGUAUUUGGGAACUCGCUGGUUUGCCUGGCGGUGCUGAGGGAGAGGGCCCUGCAGACCAGCACCAACUACCUGGUGGUCAGUCUCGCUGUCGCCGACCUGCUGGUGGCCAUCCUGGUCAUGCCCUGGGUGGUUUACCUGGAGGUGCUGGGGGGAGACUGGCCUUUCAGCCGGCUCUCCUGCAACAUCUUCGUCACCCUGGAUGUUAUGAUGUGCACAGCCAGCAUCCUCAACCUGUGUGCUAUUAGCAUCGACAGGUACCUGGCAGUGGUGAUGCCUGUCCUCUACACCGCCAGCCGCAAGUCCCGCGGCCGAGUGUCAGCCAUGAUCGCCACCGUUUGGAUCCUUGCCUUUGCCGUGUCGUGCCCCCUGCUGUUUGGAUUCAACACCACAGACAAAGCCAGCACCUGCUCCAUCUCAAACCCUGAGUUCGUCGUCUACUCCUCUGUGGUGUCCUUCUACCUGCCCUUUGUGGUCACUCUGCUGGUGUACAUGCGCAUCUACGUCUUCUUUAAAAGGAGGAGACGGAGGAGAAGAAUGACCAGCUGUGGGGCCAGCGUGAGAGUGCAGGAGGAGUCCGUUACGGAGAGAGAGGCGUCCUCCAUUGAGAUCAAAGUGGCAAGGAGGACCAGGCGGAGGCCACAGGCCCUGUGCGGCCCUCAUUUCCCCUCCACUUGCCUGCUACACUGGAAGUUCAAAAGCCCCACCGUGGAGGACAGACGGGCAGCAGAAUCGGCAGACUCUUACAAUGUGAGCCAGGCAUCGUUGCCGCGACUGGACAUCGAGCUCCAACAGAGGGAGGCUCAGGAGGAGAGCUUGGCAGCAGAGAGCAAAAAGGAGGCAGCCAAGAGGAGGCAGGGGGUAAAGAAUCUACCCAAUGGACAGACCCUGGUCUCUCUGCACACUGCCCAUAGGGGUGGGAACAUGCAGACGCGGGAGAAGAAGGCAACACAGAUGCUGGCCAUUGUGCUGGGCGUCUUCCUCAUCUGCUGGCUGCCCUUCUUCGUGACCCACAUCCUGAAGACUCACUGCAAGGGCUGCCAUGUGCCCAACCAGCUCUACAGUGCUGCCACCUGGCUGGGGUAUGUCAACAGUGCUGUCAACCCCAUCAUCUACACAACGUUCAACGUCGAUUUCCGGCGUGCCUUCAUCAAGAUCCUCUCCUGCUGAGCAUAGACCCACCCCUCUCCCCGCUGCUUGCCUGGGACAAACAGCCCAGAUAACCUGAAAUGGCAUGUGACUCGCUCUACUGGCCUGCGGGAACCAAGGACAUGGAGAAGGUCCCCAGUGACUGAAGGUUUACCUGUGAAACGGAAGCUGAAAUUCUAACCCAAUCUGUUAAAGGACAUCAGCCCAGAGGAAAAGGGUGAUGAUAGUACUGGAAGGCCAUUAGGGCUCACCCCACAAAGCAGAGGGAGGAGAGCGCCCCCUGCUGCCUGGUGAGAACCUGCAUCUU
Messenger RNA from Paramormyrops kingsleyae, 1579 nucleotides. RefSeq names its product dopamine receptor D3 (gene drd3). The record is from RefSeq and is a predicted model, not a curated record. Gene Ontology annotation, cellular component: plasma membrane. Gene Ontology annotation, molecular function: G protein-coupled receptor activity; dopamine neurotransmitter receptor activity, coupled via Gi/Go. Lineage: Eukaryota; Metazoa; Chordata; Actinopteri; Osteoglossiformes; Mormyridae. Gene Ontology annotation, biological process: negative regulation of cytosolic calcium ion concentration; negative regulation of synaptic transmission, glutamatergic; phospholipase C-activating dopamine receptor signaling pathway.